GACGUCCUUGUAAAAGGAGAAAGAGGAUGGUACGUGUUUUACCCGGAUUUUCUAAUUUCGGACUGUGCUGGAAGUGCUUGGUAAACCUUAAUGCUCUAUUAAAAGGUGUUAGUAAUUAUUCUUAUGAUAUUUAGACGCAAGCUGAAGCCCCCUCGUGAAGUCAAAUCAGAUCUACUUCAGAAUUCCUGAUCUUAGUAAGCCCACGAGGGUCCAGAUAUCAGCAAACUUCAGAGUUGAAAAGAACCCGGAGAUUGAGGGAGUGAUGUGUAUUCAGGCUCCGGAUUUUAUCUUUUUCCUUUGCUUUCUUUUUUGCCUCCCUAAAGUGUGCGGGGAAGAUCCCUAAUCUAGACGUAAGGGUUCGAAGACCUCGAAUAUAUACAUAUUCCUUUGGGUAUGUAUGCAUCCUAGGUAAAAAAAAAAAAAAAAUCCACGACUCUGCUCCAAUCUCACGCGUGUCCACAACAGAUCGUGGGGAGGCGCUCAUCGCUCGAAACCUCGUCCAAGUCGGACACAGCUUUGGGCCAAAAAAGUGCCUCUAGCCCUCCUUUAACCUUAGGUUUGGUAUGCUCAGGUUCCUCGGGAUAGCAAUGCACCCCCUUUCCCUCCCUCCAGCAUAUUUAGGGUCGCCAAUUUCCACCACUUGCUCCUCCAUGUUUACUGUCAGUCGCCUUAGGAGGAGACUCCAGGAGCUGCUCCUUUUUCCUGGCCCUCUGCAAAUCUUUCUCUAGAUUACCCUUGGGGUACUAGGAAAGAAGCCAGGGAUUGAGGUGUGUCACAGGGCCAUCCGCGAAGGGAUCAGGUUUACUUCCAUUGUCUGCCCAAUUCGGGGUUCUGGACUCCACCUGUCCCCUAAGGAACCAGGGCGCCAUCUGGGGAAAAUGCGGUCGACUUUUCUGAGUCCCUUGUCAGAAUUAUCUCAAGCAUUUUGCGCUGCGCUGACAGUAGGUUGAUGAGGGUGGGGGGAAGCCUAGAAACCACCUCCUCCCAGCUAGAGACCCUCCAGGAUACUGCUGCAAAGCAAGAAGUUUCCCUCUGGCCCCGAACUCCUCCUCCUCCUUUUCCUCGCAGGAUCAGGGUCGGGAAAAUGGGGCAGGCGUUUUGUGAAUCUCGCCCCCCACCCCCCACUCUCCCCUACUCGGAGAUUUCCACCUGCUCGCUUCCCACAACCCACCUAAGUCAGAAAAAUCUGCUCUGGACUACAGCUUUGCAGUUCCAGAGGAUCGCGGGGUGAGCAGGAGACCGAGGGGGGUAGGUGGGGAAGGACACCCUACAAACAGGUUAGAAACAGAAACUAGGGAUGCAAGAUUGGGAGAAAUAAUGCUUGAUGCUCUGAAUUGAGGGGGAAAGGGUCUAGCAUACUCUUAAUUGGGACACAUACACAAACUGGGAGGAAACUUCGAGCCUAGAAGGGUGGGUGGCGGGGAGUGGGGACACAAUAAAAUAAAAAAACAAAAACCGAAAGGGGUGUCCAAAGCUGGACGCUGUUGUUCUGGCUCCCUUCUUUUUUUCCCCUUUCCAAAAAUCCCCAGUUCCCCAAUUCGUCCUCCAGGUCCCCUCUUCCCUCGGCAACCGAGCCGCUCGCGCUGCCGCCCCAGCAACAGCUAGAUGUCAGGCGAAGCCCGGAGCCGGGAAAAGCAGCAGGCAGGGGAGGGGACGGUGGAGGAGCGCCCGGCUCGGCCAGCACAGGGGGUGGGAGGGCUGAGCCCGGGGAGAGGAGGGGGGGUGAGGGAGGGAGGAAGGGGGGCAGCUGUGGGCAGGGAGCCGCGCUCGGCCGCCAGCACUAAAGAUGGAGAGGCGCCGGGGCCUCGCAGGGGAGGGGGCUCGGCGUUGACGUGGGACGCGGCGGAGGCGCCGCAGCCGGUGGUGAUUUGCUAACCUCGCAGCAGAGAGGAGUUAAGGGCGAUGAGAGCGGGUACUGCGAACUGCCGGGCUAUGCCGCCGCCGCCGCCGUAAUACCGAGAGCAACAGUUCCACCACAACACCCCUCCCAGACACAGACACACACACACCCCCACAGGCACGCACACCCACCCCAGAGCGCACGGCUCGGCAGCGCUGACCCUGCAAGAGACCAGAAGGAAAGCAGCCUCAUGCCUAAGCCCCGGACAGUGCCAUGGAUCUGACAAAGAUGGGCAUGAUCCAGUUGCAGAACCCCAGCCACCCCACGGGGCUGCUGUGCAAAGCCAACCAGAUGCGCUUGGCAGGGACCCUGUGUGAUGUGGUCAUCAUGGUGGACAGUCAGGAGUUCCAUGCUCACCGGACAGUCCUGGCCUGCACCAGCAAGAUGUUUGAGAUCCUUUUUCACCGAAACAGCCAGCACUACACCUUGGACUUCCUGUCGCCAAAGACCUUCCAGCAGAUCCUGGAGUACGCCUAUACGGCCACCCUCCAGGCCAAGGCCGAGGACCUGGAUGACCUGCUGUACGCAGCAGAGAUCCUGGAGAUCGAGUACCUGGAAGAGCAGUGUCUGAAGAUCCUGGAAACCAUUCAGGCCUCGGAUGACAAUGACGCGGAGACUGCCAUGGCGGAUGGCGGUGCCGAGGAGGAGGAGGACCGAAAGGCGAGGUACCUCAAGAACAUCUUCAUCUCGAAGCAUUCCAUCGAGGACGGUGGGUACGCUGGCGUGGCCGGGCAGCAUCUCCCCGGAGCCCCAGCAGAGCAGAACCCGUCUGGCUCCACCUCCUUCGGCCUGGCAGCCAUGAGUCCCACCAAGGCCGCGGUGGAUAGUUUGAUGAGCAUCGGGCAGUCUCUGCUCCAAGGAGCCCUGCAGCCUCCCGGAGCGCCCGACGAGUCCGGCUUGGCCAGCGUCGGGCGGCACCCCGGGGUGACCGAGGUGAAGACCGAGAUGAUGCAGGUGGAUGAGGCACCCGGGCAGGACAGCCCGGGGGCCGCCGAGUCCAGCACCUCCGCAGGUGGCGGGGACAAGGCCGAGGAGAGGAGCAAGGACGGGCCUGGGACGCCCACCAGGAGCAGCGUCAUCACCAGCGCUCGGGAGCUGCAUUACGGACGGGAGGAGACCUCGGAGCAGCCGGCGCUCCCUGCCGAAGCCAGCCAGGCCCCGCCUGGCCGGCCCGAGCACUCCGUCGGCUCGGCUGACAAGCACCUGGGCAUCUAUUCUGUUCUUCCCAAUCACAAAGCGGACUCGGUACUGAGCAUGCCGUCCUCUAUGACCUCGACCCUGCACAUGCAGCCAGCGGCCCUGGCUGUCUCCAUGGACUUUAGCACCUAUGGUGGGCUAUUGCCACAGGGCUUCAUCCAGAGGGAGCUCUUUAGCAAACUGGGCGAGCUGGCCGUGGGCAUGAAGACGGAGAACCGGGCCGUGGGGGAGCAGUGCAGCGUCUGUGGGGCUGAACUUCCGGACAAUGACGCCGUGGAGCAGCACAGGAAGCUCCACAGCGGGAUGAAGACGUACGGGUGUGAGCUGUGUGGGAAGCGGUUCCUCGAUAGUUUACGACUGAGAAUGCACUUACUGGCUCACUCAGCUGGUGCCAAAGCCUUCGUCUGUGAUCAGUGUGGGGCCCAGUUCUCCAAGGAGGAUGCGCUGGAGACACACAGACAGACACACACAGGCACUGACAUGGCCGUCUUCUGUCUGCUGUGCGGAAAGCGCUUCCAGACUCAGAGUGCACUCCAGCAGCACAUGGAGGUCCAUGCAGGUGUUCGCAGCUACAUCUGCAGUGAGUGCAACCGCACCUUUCCCAGCCACACGGCUCUUAAGCGCCACCUUCGCUCGCAUACAGGUGACCACCCAUAUGAAUGCGAAUUCUGUGGCAGCUGUUUCCGGGACGAGAGCACGCUCAAGAGCCAUAAGCGUAUCCACACAGGAGAAAAGCCCUAUGAGUGCAAUGGCUGUGGAAAGAAGUUCAGCCUCAAGCACCAGCUGGAGACCCAUUACAGGGUCCAUACAGGUGAGAAGCCCUUCGAGUGUAAGCUCUGUCACCAGCGGUCCCGGGACUACUCGGCCAUGAUCAAGCACCUGAGAACCCACAACGGCGCCUCCCCCUAUCAGUGCACCAUCUGCACCGAGUACUGCCCCAGCCUCUCGUCCAUGCAGAAGCACAUGAAGGGCCACAAACCCGAGGAGAUCCCGCCCGACUGGAGGAUCGAGAAGACGUACCUCUACCUGUGUUACGUGUGAGGGGCUGCGGGCGGAGGAGGAGGGCAGGAAGCGGAAGAGGACGGCUCGAGGGAGAGACGGGAUCACGGGGGCCGCACACACUCACACUCACACACACAGAAGAGAAGCGGACUGCACGGGCCCUGGGCGGGCCGUGCCGGACAGAAGACAUGCUUUUCGUUUGGGGAGGGGGCUUUGUUUUGUUCUGCUUCAGUAGUGUUCUCCUGCUCUUCCCUGCCCUCUCGCCUUGACCCUUCUUCCUCUGACAGGGAGCCAGGCUUAGGGAAGCGGGGGCAGGCUUAUGGAUCUCCCCUUAAUUCGGGCCGGGCUCUCCUCAGAGAGGAGCGGGGAGGAGAGGGAUCCGUGGAGUUUGUCAUCUGCUGUGGAAUGACAGCACUGGCUGGCUAGGUCCUGCCCCGUCUCCCCCAUCACACACACACACACACA
This is a messenger RNA of Antechinus flavipes (yellow-footed antechinus), 4564 nucleotides long. It is a transcript of the gene ZBTB16, whose product is annotated as zinc finger and BTB domain containing 16. The transcript is spliced from 7 exons. Gene Ontology annotation, molecular function: protein binding; RNA polymerase II cis-regulatory region sequence-specific DNA binding; DNA-binding transcription factor activity. Gene Ontology annotation, biological process: regulation of transcription by RNA polymerase II. The record is from RefSeq and is a predicted model, not a curated record. Bases 2114 to 4138 code for a protein of 674 amino acids. Lineage: Eukaryota; Metazoa; Chordata; Mammalia; Dasyuromorphia; Dasyuridae.